This is a messenger RNA of Pogona vitticeps (central bearded dragon), 758 nucleotides long. The record is from RefSeq and is a predicted model, not a curated record. Lineage: Eukaryota; Metazoa; Chordata; Lepidosauria; Squamata; Agamidae.
CCAACCCCCCUCCGUCCCCUACCGGAAGUGCCUGUUGCGCGAGCCGGCGCGCGGAGGUCCGCCAUGGUUGUGGAUGGUGUUUAGUCUUAUACUCGUGUGCGACUCUUCCGCCAUGGUGGGCCCGGCUUUUCCCGUCCCGGGGGCACCAGGCGCCGGGGGCUCCCUGGAGAAUGCCAACCCGCUCAUCUACCGGCGCCAGGGCGAGCGGCCCAUCACGGCGCGCGAGGAGGACGGCGACCUGCCCGACGCCAUCGACGCCCGGGAGAUCUUCGAUCUGAUCCGGUCAAUCAAUGACCCAGAGCACCCCUUAACGUUGGAAGAGCUGAAUGUAGUGGAGCAGGUCAGAGUUAAGGUCAAUGAUACUGAAAGCACUGUCUCGGUGGAAUUCACUCCGACGAUUCCUCACUGCAGCAUGGCAACACUCAUUGGCCUUUCAAUCAAGGUGAAGUUGAUCAGAUCCCUCCCUGAAAGAUUUAAGGUGGAUGUCCACAUCACACAGGGAACUCAUGCCUCAGAGCAUGCAGUAAACAAGCAACUGGCUGACAAGGAGAGAGUGGCUGCCGCCCUGGAAAACACCCACCUGUUGGAAGUAGUGAAUCAGUGCUUGUCUGGACGACCGUGAGUGGAGCGGAGCGGAAGACGUCUCCAGGCAGGGCUGAAGUCCAGGUCCACUUACGUGGCAUCCGCUGUCAGCGGUUCAUGUUUGUAGCAGAGUUUUGCUUUUGUUUUUCUGAAUAAAGGGAUUUUAAUUUUCUGUA